Messenger RNA from Perkinsus marinus ATCC 50983, 462 nucleotides. RefSeq lists its product as hypothetical. NCBI's taxonomy places the organism in Eukaryota, Perkinsozoa, Perkinsida, Perkinsidae. Bases 23 to 355 code for a protein of 110 amino acids. The transcript has a single exon. The record is from RefSeq and is a predicted model, not a curated record.
GUUUCUAUUUGUCAAUCCAACUAUGCUUUCCUCGGUUUCUUCAUCCGCCUUCAACACAAUCUCGAGACGAUUCCUUGCCACAGUUCGCGGUGGCCAAAUCGCUAGUGUUGCUGCCAAAACUGUCAGUGUAGCCUUGGAGGACGGCUCUGAAGCUACUGUUCCCCGUCCAGUUGGUAUUGACAAUCAGUGGUUCCUCCCUGGUAGUCAUGCAGUGUGUGUUGACGACAAGUUGGGUAUGGUCACCAACCCUGAAGGAGCUGUACUGAAGUUCGAGUGCAUCCAUCCCGAGUUGAAUGGAGAUGACCUGUGCCCUGAUUGUCCUCGCCGAAAGUUCGAGGCGAAGAAGAGUGAUUAGAAGUCAGAUAUUUUUAUCUGUGAUUCAGAACCUCCUGUCGCUAACAUUGCUGUCAUUCUCUCGUUUACUGCUGAACUGUUGCUAUCACAACUAGAGGUUUCAAAUUC